Necator americanus (New World hookworm) is the source of this 867-nucleotide messenger RNA. RefSeq lists its product as uncharacterized. The record is from RefSeq and is a predicted model, not a curated record. Gene Ontology annotation, molecular function: structural constituent of cuticle. The coding region runs from base 1 to 867 and encodes 288 amino acids. The transcript is spliced from 2 exons. Lineage: Eukaryota; Metazoa; Nematoda; Chromadorea; Rhabditida; Ancylostomatidae.
AUGUCAAAAUCCUAUGUUAUCGCUACCGGCGUCGCUACGCUAGCAAUUCUAUCAGUAUUGAUUGCUAUGGGUGUUAUUGUUAAUGACUUGAACAACCUUCAAAGUGAAAUCAAUGAGGACAUGAAGGAAUUCAGACUUAAAACGGAUAGCGCUUGGCAGCUGAUCAUGGCUGGUUACAACAAUGACUACAACAACAACACCAACAAAUCGGAUCUUCCGCUAGGAAGAAAGAAACGUACAACUACUGAUAAGUGCAAUUGUGCUCCGGUAUCGACGCCAUGCCCACCUGGACCAGAAGGUCCUCCUGGAGAGCCAGGAACACCGGGCAAUCCAGGAAAUGAUGGACAACCCGGCGAACCGGGUAUUCCCGGCAUUCGUAUGUUCUUCAGACAAGUAGGCGGCAAUGGCUGUCUCAUGUGUACCGCAGGCCCAGUGGGUGAACCUGGGCCUCCUGGUGAACCUGGUCCGGUUGGUCCUCCCGGACCGACCGGAGCACCAGGCGAGAGUGGUAGUCCUGGACCGAGCGGAGAAAUGGGACCGAUUGGCGACCAAGGACUGGAAGGACUUAAUGCUGUACCAGGUGCAGCAGGCAGGCCGGGGGAGCCGGGUACCAAUUAUUUGCCAGGCGUUCAAGGGAUGCCUGGAUUUCCAGGACCAUCAGGUCCAGAUGGACCACAGGGUAGAGAUGGAGAGGACGGUAGGCCUGGACCAGAUGGCCAACCUGGUCCCGCAGGAGAGCCAGGAAGAGAUGGGCACCCUGGCACGGAUGGCAGACCGGGUACCCCUGGAAUGGACGGACGACCUGGCCCAGAUGCAACGUAUUGUCCUUGUCCAGCGAGAAACCCUCCAUCUUUAUUUGACAAAUAA